Molecule: messenger RNA, 3767 nt
Organism: Mya arenaria
Lineage: Eukaryota; Metazoa; Mollusca; Bivalvia; Myida; Myidae
Product: membrane primary amine oxidase-like
Exons: 2
Coding region: 466-3057 (863 amino acids)
Biological process (GO): amine metabolic process
Cellular component (GO): plasma membrane
Molecular function (GO): quinone binding; copper ion binding; primary methylamine oxidase activity
Source: RefSeq, a predicted model, not a curated record
AUUUCCAAAUGUGUAUAUUUUUAUAUAACAUCACAAAAUAUGACUAUGUCUAUGGCCGUCACAUGGACAGUGAUUUUACGAGAAAAAGUCGCCAUUUUCACUCAAACUGAGUAAUAGUAUGACAUACAAUGCAUUAGAAUACUCACGAGUGAAAAAUGAGACAUAAUUAACAGCUUAAGCCUUUAGGGCAAGCGUUUAAAAGAUUGUGAAUGUUCAUUAUUGGAUAUAAGACACAGACACCUAUCGAUGUUUAUUUCCUUUACUUUAAAUAUCUGAGUGUUUUGGCAAAAUAUGAUUUAAGGGGCAUAAGAGAACUGACAAGCGAAAACAUGGUACCCUGGUGAUGGCUUGAGGUCAAGAAGGAGCAAGUCAGUGAUUGGUCACACACAGUGACGUUAAAAUAAGCACGAGCACGGAGUGGAGGAAAACGUCUAAGCCCCCUUUCAAGUGGCUCCAUGUGAAAGUAUGCCAGCCACGCCAACCAUGGAGAGCGAAUUCAGUGAUAUAGCGCUGACAGAAACGGACCAGCAGAAUGGCACCGGUCGCAUCCACACUUCGGGAACUUCCGGCCCAUGGACGCAGUCGGGUAGCUACUCCAAGAAGGUCAAGGCCGCUAACACGUUGUCGGACAUUACGUUCACUAAAGUAACGUCUACCAAAACUGUACUACUCUAUGGAUUAGCUGGUGCAAUAAUAUUUGUAGUGGGAGUAGGAUUAGGUAUUGUGAUAGGGCAUUUCGGAAUAAAGAAGGAUGACUCAUCAAAAACACCAUACAAUGAAGCUAGCAUAGCAGAGCGGCUCACCUCUAGUUCUUAUCCCGGGCCUUUUAUGACAACGGAAGCACCGUGUGCGUGUCCGAGAGAUAGCACCACGGGUGCCUUGCCCCCGACCACGCCUCCGCAGUGUAGACAGUGUACAGUGAUUAACCCGGACCAAUCUGUCGGGAACGAGGCUGCCUCCUCACCGUUUUCCGUGCUUACUGAAUAUGAACUUAUCUUAGCCAUCCGCAUAUUGAAAGAGCGAAAUUAUAUAAGUCCGACGGGAAACGGACUGGAACUAAACCGUGCAGCUAGUGUAGAAAUGUUUCCGGUUGACAAAGCGCUUGUCUUGGAUUAUCUGGAUAAUAACGGUGCAUUUCCAGGACGUUUUGCAAAGGUGAUGGUGGUCCGUGGAAGUCUAGGGGAUAUAAUGGAAUACAAGGUGGGGCCGUUACACGUACCGGAAGAUCAGAUCAAUGUGAAGGCUCUUACCAAUGAGGGGGAGAUAUCUUUUAACGCACGUCCGUACGACCCGGCUGAGUAUUACAACUUAGUGCAAGUUAUGAAUCCUCAUACAAGUGCCAUGGAUAAAGUUCUGAGUGAAAGUUUCGAUGGGGCGUCAUUUAAAAACAGGAAUAUCAACCCCAACUUUUAUCCUCGGCCCUCCGUCGACCCAAAUGACCGGACGUCCGGUGUGUAUUUAUAUUUAUCCGGGAUGGGUUAUCCGACCUUGACCAUGGUUCCGGUCAGUUGCGUUUUGCAUCACCCUGGGGCGGAUUCCAGCACGUGGUUUGCCUCUGACUUCUACUAUCUAGGUCAAGGGCCGUUUGCUAGCGGAAUAGAGCUACAGGCCGCUUACGAUCGGGGGGAACUGAGGAAGAUCAGAUUUCCGGAGGGUUACCGUGCAGCUACGGGAAACAAGUUUACAUUGAAACUCAACGAUUCACUUCCACCCCGACCUCUCGCGGACAUACCACCUCCAAGGUCAUAUGAGACGGAGGGACCAAGGUUUGUCAUAAAAGGUCAUCGCAUUUCAUGGUUGGGCUGGGAGUUUGAGUAUAGUUCAAGUAGACUGAUGGGACCGCGCAUAUUCGACGUUAAGUUUCAAGGCACACGAAUCGCGUACGAAAUUUCGCUACAAGACAUAACUCUUAUAUAUUCAUCACAAAACAACGGCGCUGGGCCCCCGGCACUCAGUGACACCGUGUUCUCUCUGGGAUCUUACAGCUCCCCGAGGUAUGGAAUCGACUGUCCGGACAGGGGGAAAACCAUCUCUGUAGCUAUGUACUCUUUCGCAAACAUAAAAACAUCUCAGUCAGCUUGUGUGUUCGAGGCAGACGGACAGGAACCACUUUGGCGUCACAGUCGCUCCGGGCUCGCCGACCAUUACCUCGUGGUUCGGGCCGCUAUGAACCUUGGUAACUAUGACUACACGCUCGAGUGGCGCUUCCAUCUCGAUGGAUCCUUAGAGACGCUUCUAACAGCUUCCGGAUACCUGUACGGAGCAUUCUGGGAUGUUGGAGAUCCCAGUGUUAGCUUGCAUCCCGACGAACCAAGUGUUACGCCGUUUGGCUACAGAAUUUCAGACUAUUUGAUCGGCCCUAUUCAUGACCACACAUAUGCUUUCAAAGUCGACCUAGAUAUAUUGGGUACAAACAACAGUUUUGAAAUGAUCCAUUGGAAGUCAGGGACAACUCUUGACGCAUUUCAAAGUCGGUACAACAUAUCAGAAAAACCUGGAUUUUUCUUUUUCAACCACACACGCUUUAUAUCACCAGAAUUUCUUGAAAACGAACAAGGCUUUGUGAGCGAUCCAUUAAAACCUAAAUAUUUCACGGUGGUAAAUGAAAAUGAACGUAACGUGUGGGGAAACCGACGUGGGUACCGAGUGAUUCCCUACUCCAACAUGGCGGAGAAUCUCUCGCCUGAUCACGUAAUGAUGGAUGCGUGGGGACAUAUGCGUCACCAGCUAGCAGUCACGCGCCGGAAGGAGAGCGAGCAGCACGCGACCGCUUCGUGGUAUGACCUCCAAUAUCCGGUCCGACCUGUAGGUGGGAUCGGUAAUAUCCUUGACAACGAGACAAUCCGGAACACGGACCUAGUACUAUGGGUAAACGAGAAGUUUCUGCACGCGCCCACCUCCGAGGACCUCCCAAUGACAAUCAACGUCCGCAGCGGCUUCAAGUUGAAGCCAUAUAACUACUUUGACAGGACGCCGGUGUUUGACGUGCCCUCGCAUUAUUCGAAAUAUAUUGACGCCUACGUGUUCGAAGAACCGUGCUAUGAACCUGUGCCUUGAUAAUAACAUGGACCUACUAAACAAUGAAACUAUGUUCUUAAAUUUGUCAUGUGUGCGUUAUUUGUACGAACUUGUACAAACGUUGCUGUGAACGGAGAUGUUUGUCAAUCAGAAGUCGUGUAAAUAUGCAAUGACAAUGAACAGUAUUGGAAACAUUCAAAGGCCGUUCAAUUCCUGCUAGUCGUUACUUGUUGUUAUUUGAAUGAGGGCACAGCCCCCAUGAGUGUAUUUAGUCAACGGAGAAUUCUCGUCCACCACUAACACGUGUGUUCAAAUAUCAAGGUGCAUAAUCCAGUGUUUUUUCAAUAUGCUAUUUUGUAUUAUUCUCAGUCUCGGCUGUUGGCAAUACUGAAAUGUAAGAGACUGGCUGUGAGCAAUGCAUAUCAGAAUAUAAAUCUACAAUGUAUUCUGUAUAUUUUAAUCUCAUUAUGACCUUUAUUUUUAUGGUUUCUUUAUCCUCUGGUAAAAUGUAAUAUUUUCUUGUUUACGCACAUGAAAUUAGUUUUGAAUAGAAUGAUUUUUUAUUUAUUUUUAUUACAUUUUGAAUAAAAAUCAUGAAAUGACAGUUUUGAUCAUAGUCUGCACAUCGUUGUGAUGUCGUUUAGAAUUUCUGAUUCAGAACAAAUAUGUUUUAAACAGUGAUAAAGAAACAAAAAAACAACAACAGCGAAUAUUGAUAACAUAACGUUUACAAGCAGAUAAAACCCAUU